Messenger RNA from Phalaenopsis equestris, 1002 nucleotides. Its product is annotated as phosphoglycerate mutase-like protein AT74. The record is from RefSeq and is a predicted model, not a curated record. Gene Ontology annotation, molecular function: phosphatase activity. Bases 10 to 894 code for a protein of 294 amino acids. NCBI's taxonomy places the organism in Eukaryota, Viridiplantae, Streptophyta, Magnoliopsida, Asparagales, Orchidaceae. The transcript has 2 exons.
AGGCGAAGCAUGAGCAGCACUUGCAGCUUUAGCCGGCCGGUCAGAAGGCUGCCGAAGAGGAUCAUCCUGGUGCGACACGGAGAGAGCCAGGGCAAUCUUGAUAGUUCGGCGUACACCACCACGCCGGACUACAAGAUCCCGCUUACGCCCCUCGGCGUCGCGCAGGCGCGCGCCGCCGGCGAGGGCAUACAUGGAGUCGUCUCCGAUGGCGGGCGGACCGCCGACUGGAAGGUGUAUUUCUACGUUUCGCCUUACGCGAGGACUCGAGCGACGCUGAGGGAGAUCGGACGAGCAUUCCCGAAGGAGAAGAUAAUUGGGGCGAGGGAGGAAUGCAGGGUGCGUGAGCAGGAUUUUGGGAAUUUUCAGGUGGAGGAGAGGAUGAUGGCUGUUAAGGAGACAAGGCAGCGUUUCGGAAGGUUCUUCUUUCGCUUUCCUGAUGGGGAGUCUGCUGCAGAUGUUUUCGAUCGUGUUUCCAGUUUUAUGGAAUCCCUUUGGAGGGACAUCGACAUGAGAAGACUGGAGCAGGGCGAAAACUCGGAAACCAACCUGGUAAUCAUCUCCCAUGGCCUGACCUCCCGAGUCUUCCUCAUGAAAUGGUUCAAGUGGACCGUGGAGCAAUUCGAGCGGCUGAACAACUUCGGCAACUGCGAGUUCCGAGUGAUGCAGCUCAGUCAGAGUGGUGACUACAGCCUUGCCAUCCACCACACCAAGACAGAGCUCGAGAGCUGGGGACUCUCGCCGGAGAUGAUCAUCGACCAACAAUGGAGAGCGGCGGCCAAUCGGGGGAACUGGAAUGAUGAUUGUGCCUGGUGUCUCUUUUCGUUUUUUGAUCAUCUGAAGACAUCUGAGGAGAAUGGAGAGGGGGAGAUAGAGCUUGCAGAAGAGUGUGCUUGAGAUGCAGAAUGUAAAUUUUGUUUUUUGAAAAUUGCAGGCUUAGUGUAAAUGUUUGUUCAGAUGAAAUGUUUGUUAAUGAACUUUGAUUAUUAUUUUUCAUUAUUUUUC